Molecule: messenger RNA, 1418 nt
Organism: Annulohypoxylon maeteangense
Lineage: Eukaryota; Fungi; Ascomycota; Sordariomycetes; Xylariales; Hypoxylaceae
Product: PLC-like phosphodiesterase
Exons: 3
Coding region: 333-1202 (289 amino acids)
Biological process (GO): lipid metabolic process
Molecular function (GO): phosphoric diester hydrolase activity
Source: RefSeq, a predicted model, not a curated record
AGAAGGUCUCAUUCUCCAAUUCGGCGCGGCCGCCCACAUGCUACAAACACCUGUUAGAAAAGAUACCAAGUCUUUUUUAUCAUGUUUUCUUUAGAAUGAAAGAGGGUCUCGAGACCCUGGUCAUUUAUCCUAGAAACCCCAUUGAAAUCUCAAUAAUUAAAUCAUAUUUAAAGAUUAAGGCGCAGUUGCGACGACGUGAAAUAGUCGCGAUGAUUUCAUCUCUAACCGUGCUCGCUACUCGACGAUCUUUUAUAUCUCUAAGGUACUUACGUUAAUAAUUAUCAUAGGUAAUUUAGGCCAGCUAUCUGCGUCAGAUUUGUGAUAACUGCAGGAUGCGUUUUAGUCUCGCUCUUUCGACUCUUGCUCUCGUAGCAGGGUCUCUGGCAGCCAACUGCAAUGGCCACGCCGAACUCUGCAACCGACGAUACAGCAACAUUACUUUCGCCGGGGCACAUAACUCCCCGUUCGUCGGUAUCGGACCCUCAGAUAACCAAUUCACAUCUCCGACAGAUCAGCUGAAGCAAGGCAUACGCUUUCUGCAGGCGCAAACCCAAGAGAAGGAUGGAGAACCGGAGAUGUGCCAUACCUCUUGCAUAUUAGAGGAUGCUGGUACUUUGCAGAGUUAUCUGAGCGAGAUCAAGAGCUGGGUCGACGCCAACCCGAAUGAAGUUAUCACCUUGCUCAUAACGAACCCCGACGCUAUUGAUAUCAACAAGUACGGCGAUGCAUUCAAGUCGACUGGUUUGGCUACCUACGUUUUCACGCCGGAUGGACAACUCGGGUUGAACGACUGGCCCACAUUGGCGGAAAUGAUCUCGAGUGGCACCAGAGUUGUGGUAUUCAUGGACUACAAUAUGGAUACAUCCAAGGUGCCUUACAUCCUCGACGAGUUCGGAUACUGGUUCGAGACCCCGUUCUCUCCGACGAAGGACAACUUCAUCCAGUGCAACAUCGACAGGCCAGCGGGAGCUAAGGCAGACGGCCGAAUGUUCCUAGCUAACCACAACCUGAAUAUUGAGAUCUUGCCCGACAUUCUGAUCCCGGACCCGCUCCAAGCGGCCAAGACAAACUCGAUCGCAUCCAUUACUUCGCAGACGAAUAUCUGUGUUAAGAACUACGGUCGCAACCCUAAUGUAGUGCUGCUUGACUUCGUGAGUCGGGGAGACACGAUCAAAGUCCAGAACCAGCUCAACGGACUAUAGAUAUAUGAGGAAAUCAAUGGAUAUGCAAGAUGUCUUUAAUGAUAAUGAUGAUCUGUUUUUUCUUACGCUACCAUUCUUCGUCUUAUAUUUGAUCAGACAUCGAAUUGUUUGAGAUCGUCGUGUACGGAGGAUGGGUCACUUUAGAGUAGGAGCUAUAGCAUUUUAUGUAUAUAUUCAAUUCUAUGAUGGGGUUAUCUCUGCCAUGGUUAGAGAUAA